AUGAAAAAGACUCUCGACAUCCGAGAAAUAAAAAAUCAGUUUGACAAGAACUGCGGCCGGAUCUCUAUUCACAAGCCCAUUGGCAGAACUUUGUCACCUCAAGCAAUAUUGCUGGGCCUCAAAGGAUUGAAGAACAUUGGCAACGCAUGUUUCAUAAACAGUGUCAAUCAAUGCUUAUCAAUCACCAAACGGCUGCCGGAGCUCAUCUUGAAUGAUGACUAUAUGUCAUUUAUAAACACCACCAGAGCCAGCAUGAAAGGGGAAUUAUUCACUGAGUUCGCGAAGGUGAUAAAGGAGCUGUGGUGGUCCGAGGACUCUUCGGAUAGCAUCAUUAACGCAACGUUUUGCACCUUGCUUCAUCGGAUCUGCCCAGCAGGACGCACAUGA
Molecule: messenger RNA, 387 nt
Organism: Phaedon cochleariae (mustard beetle)
Lineage: Eukaryota; Metazoa; Arthropoda; Insecta; Coleoptera; Chrysomelidae
Source: the annotation of a GenBank genome assembly